ACGACGUUGCUUUGCACUCCCUGCACAUUGGUAGAAACUUGCAGCCAACUGCUCAAAACGUGAGGGGAAACUGUCAGAGCUGAGAGGGAUUGGAUAGAGCUCUAGCUCUAACAGCUCAUUUUCGACACGGGGUUAAUAAAUUACACACCAACCUGUUUAGUUGAUUACAAGGUAGACGGGCAAGUUCUUAUCAUCGGUGUGAAGAUGCGCCGUAUCAUGCCAGACAGCGAUUCCGACAGCGAGCUGGAUGUGGAUGGAAUUGCCCAAACAGAGCUGCACAAGCUGCAGAGGGAGUUUCGCAUUAUGGUAGGAUCCCGACAAGCAUAUAAAGCAGAGACAGAAGACAUCAUUAGGAGACAGCUACAACAGAUCCAGAGCCUGCAGGAGGAGCACAAGGAGAUCCUGUGUAACCUGCGUGUGAUAAAGGGGACCAGGCAUCGGGACAAAGAGACCUCCCAGGACCUCUGCCAUAUGCUGGCCUUCCAAGGGGGCCUGGAAACCCAAAUAGAGAGAGAGAGGCGCAACCAGAAGACCAUCAAGCAAGAGAUUGCGAGACUUGAGAAGUGCAUUGCCAAAGCCUGUGAGAGACAGAAACUACUGCCUGAGCUAGGCAGAUGCAGCGGCCAGGUCCUGGAGAACAAGCUGGAUCAGAGAAAUAAACAGUGCAGCAUGUUAUUGGCCACAAACAGGAAGCUCCGAGAGGACCUGAGGCUCCUGCACAUAGACAGAAAUCAGUUCCAGCACAUACACAGCAAACUGGAAAAGGUCAUAGAGAACUGGAGGUCAUUCACCGUGACAUCCGCGAUGUGA
Messenger RNA from Engraulis encrasicolus (European anchovy), 810 nucleotides. Its product is annotated as coiled-coil domain-containing protein 63-like. Gene Ontology annotation, biological process: outer dynein arm assembly; cilium movement. The record is from RefSeq and is a predicted model, not a curated record. Lineage: Eukaryota; Metazoa; Chordata; Actinopteri; Clupeiformes; Engraulidae. The transcript has 7 exons. The coding region runs from base 205 to 810 and encodes 201 amino acids. Gene Ontology annotation, cellular component: axoneme.